This is a messenger RNA of Vigna umbellata (rice bean), 1580 nucleotides long. Its product is annotated as protein CIA1-like. The record is from RefSeq and is a predicted model, not a curated record. NCBI's taxonomy places the organism in Eukaryota, Viridiplantae, Streptophyta, Magnoliopsida, Fabales, Fabaceae. Gene Ontology annotation, biological process: iron-sulfur cluster assembly. Gene Ontology annotation, cellular component: cytosolic [4Fe-4S] assembly targeting complex. Gene Ontology annotation, molecular function: protein binding.
GAUUCAUACGAAUUGUAUAUUCGAAGUCUAAAACAAUGGUAUAAUUUUGAUAGGUACCCAUGGAUUACCCAAAAACGGUGCAUCAGUAGGUAGCUAGUUUUCCCGUGCGCUCACCCCGUGGUGAAUUUGCGGCGGCCCAAUUGGUGAUUUGUUUUUGUCUGUUUGUUAAAAUCAUUUUCACUAAUUUUCUCUGACGCGUGGCGUGGAGAGGAGUGAGAAAGUAGGAAAUAGCAGAGUAGAAAGUUGAGAAUCAAGAAACGGGUCAGUGUUUACGGUGUAUGCUGAGAGUGAAGGCGAUUGGUGACGAUGGAGUUGAAAGAGAUUCAGAGACUCGAAGGUCACACCGAUGGGGUUUGGAGCUUGGAUUGGAACCCCGCCACUGGACACGCCGGUAUUCCGCUCGUCUUUGCUUCUUGCAGCGGCGACAAAACCGUCCGAAUCUGGGAGCAGAACCUCUCCUCUGGUCUAUGGGCUUGCAAGGCGGUUUUGGAAGAAACACACACUCGAACUGUUCGAUCUUGUGCUUGGUCACCGUCGGGGAAGCUUUUGGCCACUGGAAGUUUCGACGCCACCACUGCCAUUUGGGAAAAUGUUGGUGGCGAUUUUGAGUGUGUUUCUACUUUGGAGGGACAUGAAAAUGAAGUGAAGAGUGUGUGUUGGAAUGCGUCUGGCACGUUGCUUGCGACUUGUAGUAGAGAUAAGUCUGUUUGGAUAUGGGAAGUUCUGCCCGGGAAUGAGUUUGAGUGCGUGUCUGUGCUGCAAGGACACGCGCAGGAUGUGAAAAUGGUGAAGUGGCAUCCCACAGAGGAUAUCUUAUUUUCGUGUAGUUAUGAUAAUAAUAUUAAGGUUUGGGCGGAUGAAGGUGAUAGUGACGAUUGGCAAUGCGUCCAAACCCUUGGGGUGCCUAAUAACGGACAUACUUCCACUGUCUGGGCUCUCUCCUUCAAUGCGAGUGGUGACAGAAUGGUUUCGUGUAGCGAUGAUCUUACCGUGAAGGUCUGGGGAACAGAAAACACAGAGAUUCAAUCUGGUGGUGGGUUUGCACCCUGGAGACAUCUUUGCACUCUUACAGGGUAUCAUGAUCGGACAAUUUUCUCAGUUCAUUGGUCAAGAGAAGGUAUCUUUGCCAGUGGAGCCGCUGAUGAUGCUAUACGCCUUUUUGUGGAUGACAAUGAAAGUCAGGUUGGUGGUCCUCUCUACAAGUUGCUGCUAAAGAAAGAGAAGGCCCAUGACAUGGAUGUAAAUUUUGUGCAGUGGAGCCCUGGGGAGAAGCCGCUGCUAGCCUCUGCAAGCGAUGAUGGGACAAUCAAGGUGUGGGAGUUGAUAUCAUAAUGAUGAUGAUAGUUUUUUCUCAUUUGCUGUAUGAGUAGCACAAAAAAUUUACAUUGGUGCCUAUAGAAGUGCUAGAUGUCUAGGCACCCUCAUAGUUCUUUUUCUAUUAUCUUAAGUUAUAUUUACUACAAAUUUGAAACAGAUAUUGAUUAUUGUAUUUUUUAGGGAAGUCAGGAGUGUGACUGUAAAUUGUAAUUACUGUCAACUAAACUUUACAUUUUUGCUCAAGAGUUGCUAAAAUUUUCUUA